AACGACUUCCUGUUUAGCGUUAAGGUUUGAGGUGGAGAAGUUCCUGUAACUUGUCACCAAUUUCCCCUCAUCUGGCUGAGACCCCCCCCAGUCAAGCGAGUCACACUCAACAAUUCUAGUCUAAUACUCCACUUAUGUCUGAGGUUCACUGCAUGCUGCUCAGUGUGUGAUAGCAUCGUCAUAUAAGAACAAGGGAAGUCAUUAUGACUCUUCAUCUGACAGGUGUUUGGCUGCUGCUCAUCACACAUACAGUGUUGGUGUUCUGUGAUAUGGAAUUCCUGGAGAGAACGCAGGGUGACUCUAUAGAGUUCUACUGUAUCUCUGCGUUCAAUGCCUCCAAGCCCAUUGGGCUCUACCUGAAACGCAAGUGGCUGCAGCCCAACCAAGAGGUCCUGUUCAUGUUUACUGAACAAAAGCCUUCGUUUUACGGUGACGUCAAAGAGCGUAUCCAUGUCACGGGAGACCCGAGUACUCACCGGGUCAACGUGACCCUCAGCCAGCUGAAGGGAACAGACACAGACCUCUACUACUGUGAGUUUGUCUUCCCCGAUGCCUCCAGCGUCGAUCAAAAUAUUCCAAGCAAUGUGGAGUUCUUUCUGUACGUUGACAAUGUUGAAGAUGUCCCAGACAACAAGAUGGAUGUAGGCCUGAUAGAGACGUGCGCCGGGGGGUCAGCUGUCCUCCCCUGCCUCGCCCCCUACGGUUCCCCCUCGGCCAUGGAAGGGGUAUGCCUGAAGAGGCGGUGGGGCCGGGCUCCAGUGGAGGUGCUGUUCCACUCAAAGCGCCCCUCUUCCUCUGCCUCGUUCCCCCCAGAAGAGAGGCUUCACCUGGGCACGGGUCUGGGAGGCCUGGCAUACAACCUCACCCUGCUAAAGAUGCAGCCGGAAGAGAGCGCCUUUUACAGCUGUGAGCUGCUGCUCCCCGGCAGGUCCGACAACAGUGCCAGGCUAGGGAGAUACGUGUACUUUGUGUCUGUGCAAGGUGUUCGGUGUAGCUGUACUGGCUGCACUCCACUGCUCUAUGCCCUUUCUGCUGCUGUGGGGUUACUACUCAUGUUCCUUAUGGCCCUGGGAGUGGCUCAUUAUGGUAAGACCCGAGGAGACCGUGUCAAACCGCAGCCCCACCAGGCUUCCAUCUACGAGGAGAUGGUUGGGGUGCGGCCCCCCAACCGGAAUGGAAAAGUGUCUCCCUCUUACCACCCGAGGCCCCCCCUCUGAGUUCUCAACAGGAAAACCACAGAGAGGCCCGAAGAGUCACCGCUAGUAUCUGAAACUGCGAGGAACAAGGUCUGCCCAAUCUCACCAACACGGUGUUUGACAAUAACUACAACUUACAUAACCUUAAAUUUGGACAAACAAACAUCCACCUAACAUAGUUUGUUGUACUGUAAAUGUUGUUGUGGAGUUAUACACAAUGUUUUGUAUUUGAUGUAAAUGCUGGCAGCUAAAUGUUGUAGCCUUGCUUUACUUUUUGAAAAGGUAUUGUAUUUAAACCAACAAAAAUAUUAAGUGUAAUACUUGUUGUAUUUCGACAUGGUAGAUUUUUCCAGUCAUGGAGAUCCUGUGCAGGAAACAGAUAAUCAUGGCCAUUGUAGACUAUUAAAUGCAUUGUGGUCCGGUAAAUUGUCUUGAUAUCAAGUGUAGACUGAUAAAACCUUUAUGGCUUCAAGAUGUCUCAAUAUUUUGAAUACUGGAUGGGACCAGGAAACCUGGUCUUAAAUGCGGACUGGCUAAUAUGUGGACAAGCUCCAGGACACAUGCUCGCAACAGGGUGCCUGCCUUUCCACAUGGAGUUUGUUACCAUGCUACAUAUUGGAAAUUAACCAGUCAUGGGAUGGUCCACUGGAUGUGUUUGCAUGGUGUGCUGAACCACAGCUUCAAAAUCUAAUUGUAUUUGUCACAUGUGCUGAAUACAACAGGUGUAGACCUGACAGUGAAAUUCUUAGUUACAAGCAUAUAGAAAAAUAAGUGAGGCUAUACACAGGGGGUACAGGUAGUGACUUUGCAGUUCAGUUGGAUGUGAAAGCUGUAAUGUCCUUUUGCGAUAUGCAAAUUCUGAGAACUCACUCUGACCUGAAUAAAAGUGCAGAGAUUUAACUCAACAGCUUACAUUUAUAACAAGGGGUGCUUCAAGUGUAUUCCUUGGUGGUGUGUGCGAGUUGUCUAAAGUUGCUUCCUUAUCCAGCUGCAUCUAGUUUACUGGCUUCCUCUGGGUUGUGGUUUCGUCUCUAGAGAUGCAUUAAAACUGAUGUCCACAUGAAAAAUCAAGACUACACAAGAAAACGGACAAAACGCUCUUUAACAGCCAAGAAAAAUGUCAAUUUAUUAAUAUAGUCCGAAAGAAGCUCCAUAACUCAUGGAAACAUGUUUUUUCCGGUGCAUGUCAUUAACAAUCACAUUCUAUGAGGAAAAAAAAAACAUUAAAAGCCACAACUUUCUCAGUACAGACAUUUCUCCUUAAUGUUUCUUUUUUAAAAUAAAAAGGCAGAGUACCACCCCCCCCCCUUACAAAAACCAGACCGCCUUAAAAGUCAUGGGCUUUUUCUCAGUAUAACCCACAGUGCUUUAGCAGAAGGAUAAGCGCUCAUUGCUUAAGGAUUACACAGCAUGGCGAAGCAAUACAACGUUGCCAUAAAUCUGAUGAGGGGGAAGAAAAUCUAACAUAGCAAAUUUGUAGCACAAAGACACACCCCUACAUCAAACCCUGAACCCCCAGAGUACGAGUUCCGGGCCCCAAGAGAAAAGCAGGCCUGGACUCUCCCUCCCACUUGUGCAUAGAUCAUGAUCCUUUAAAAACCAGCUACCCCCCCCCACACUUCAAAUCUGUCUCCUGAAAACCAUCUAUUAGACAGAAUCUCUUAACUCAUUGAAUAUCUGCCACAGGAACAGAGACAGUAAUGCACAAAGCUCCUGAAAGUUACAGGAUGGAACCUCAAAGAAAAUGCAUAAGUAAAACUAAUCACUGCCGUUUGACAAUUAAAACCAUUGAUCAAUUUUGUUUAAAUGUAAAGCAAUUUUACAUGUAAAGCACUCUACUUUCUCUCUCAAAGUUCAUUUUCAGUCAUUUAUUUGGUAAAUUAUGGAACCGCAAUGGAUUUUUAGAAGCAAUGGUAUAUCAUAUUCUAUUUAAAUCCCUAACUUUCAGUGCCUGGAGUUACAUUUCUCAAAGUUCUUGUAAUUUAAAACUCUCAAAUUUAAAUACAAAUGGUGGAGUUUGAACUCUGGAAAUCCUGGCCUUCCCGAGACAAGAUCCACAUCUUUACGAGUGUGCAAGAUAGUGAGCAAAUUGCGUUGUCUUUUUACAAAGACAAAAUUCAAAUAAUUCAAUACAUAGUCUGUCGACAUCAAAAAAAAAAGAGAAAUUAAAAACGACAACACUGAUCAAUCCCAGAGUUCUGAAAAUAGCAUAAAUCUUCAUUUUGCAAAGUUUGUUUCAUGUUCAUAUUUUGUUUUGAUGGAAGAUGGAAUUAGUCUUUUUCAACAUUUCAAAAUUCCUUUUUCCUCAACUUCAGACAAAUGAAAUGUUUGUAAACGACGGGUGGCUAUGCAUAAAGAAAACAAGAUAGGCACCUCUGAAAUGAGUCCUGUAAACAAACUCAUCUCCCCACAUUAUCCCUUUCCAUUUCCCCAUGAAGUUAAGAGAUUACUAGUCCUACCAUCUAUGGCCACAAUUCUUAGAUCAUUUUUUUGUGUCUUUUUUCAUGACAUUUGUAUGUAAUCAGAACAAAAUGGUGCAAUACUCAAUGAUAAUCCUUGUUUUGGAUUAUUCCACAAUAAAAGCCACUAAGGUAGAUAAACAUUUUACAGAUAAAACAAAAACUUUUUUUCCAUUAAGUCCUUGAGUAAACAUUUACACAUGAAUUGUCACCCUCUCCCCUCGUUUGUCUACGAUUAGCUGAGUGAGGGGUAGAGGACACUCAGUGCAACGUUAGAAGAAAAAUGUCUAUCAGAAUAUAGUUUUGACAAGCAAAAAAUAAACUGAAUAAAAGAACAGACAACAAUGUCAAUACACAACAUACUGAACGGAACAUGACAGCAGUCCUAAGCCUGCCAAGCACACAGUUGUUUGCACACAUACAUUUGACUUUCAAUCACACAACCAAAUGAUUUUUGCACUUUUUUUCUCCAAUCUUUUUUAAUUGAUGACCUCAAGCUUGGAAGUGUACUAGUCAAAUUAUUAUUUUUAUUUUUUAUUUUUUUUAUUAUUUUUUUUUACAAAAGAGACUUCACAUUACGUUAUUGGCGCUCCUUGAUUCAAGUAUUUGUGUUUAUAUUUGUGUGUUGAUAUGUUUAAUGAUAUUUUUCUCUACUGGGAAAGUAUGCAUUUAAAAAACAGGUGAUUUCAGGUUGGGUUGUUUAGACAAAUUCACAUACAGUACAAGUAGUUCAAGGUACUUACUGUAAUAUGUUCAUAAAUCCAGAACGUGCAUAUCCAACUCCAGGUAGGAAAGACAUUACUCAUGAUCCAUCAAGUACCAGUUUAACCACUAAACCCAUUCAAUUUCCUUCGUAUCACUUAUUUGCGGGGGGAAUACAUAUUGCUCAUCUUCAGUUUGUAUUGAACCCAGACCUUUUAAGAGGAAUAAAAGGUUUCAGAGAUUGA
This is a messenger RNA of Oncorhynchus gorbuscha (pink salmon), 4602 nucleotides long. RefSeq lists its product as uncharacterized. Gene Ontology annotation, biological process: adaptive immune response. The record is from RefSeq and is a predicted model, not a curated record. Lineage: Eukaryota; Metazoa; Chordata; Actinopteri; Salmoniformes; Salmonidae. Gene Ontology annotation, cellular component: membrane. Gene Ontology annotation, molecular function: signaling receptor activity. The transcript has 5 exons. Bases 204 to 1217 code for a protein of 337 amino acids.